Chiloscyllium plagiosum (whitespotted bambooshark) is the source of this 3499-nucleotide messenger RNA. RefSeq names its product dual oxidase maturation factor 1-like. Gene Ontology annotation, cellular component: endoplasmic reticulum membrane. NCBI's taxonomy places the organism in Eukaryota, Metazoa, Chordata, Chondrichthyes, Orectolobiformes, Hemiscylliidae. The record is from RefSeq and is a predicted model, not a curated record. Gene Ontology annotation, biological process: protein transport.
GAGGCACUGAGAGGGUAAAUGUAAAACCAGUCGAGUCAAUCGCAAAGUCGAUUCUUUGCAGUGAGUUGCUGACAGCUCCCAGCGAAAAGUCGAGUUGUUGGAACUUUUGUACUUUCAUCUACUUUGUCCAGGUCUACACAAAGGACAACAGAGAUGACUUUUUAUGAUGGCAUUUUCCCCUUCUAUCCAACAUCCAGGACACCAGUGGUGCUCAACACCAUCCAAAUUGUGGUCAUCAUUAUCUUUUUGGUCUUCCUAGCGGCCUUUCUUGUCAUAUUGAUAGGCAUUCGUGGGAUAGAAAAACUACACUGGUUCAUAAGGGUUACCCUGAGUCUCUUCAUCGGUGCCAUCAUUGUUGCUGUCAAUUUCACCAAUGACUGGGAGAGAGGCUAUGUCACAGUGAAUACAACGUACAAAUCCUUCAGCAAGGAGAAUGUCAAAGCAGAAGUUGGGAUUCACAUUGGGUUAAAAGGAGUAAAUGUAACUCUGAAAGGACUCCCCGAGACUCAACUAAAUGAAAUCAUCAACUACAACGAAGAGUUUCUUUGGCAGUUUGGACUGAACUAUGACAACCAGUAUCGCAAAGGGCUAGAGAGGGGCCUUCCGAACCCAAUUCUGUACGUAGCAGAGAAGUUUACUCAUGCCAGCCCAUGUGGUGUGUAUUCGCAGUACAGGGUCUCUGGACAGUAUGCCUCUGCCACAAUGUGGGUGGCCUUGUGUGCUUGGAUGCUUUCCAAUAUCCUUCUGUGGCUAAUGGUCUUUUUAUAUGGAGGGUACAUGAUCCUAGUAACCGGCUUCUUCAUGAUUUUCUCACUGAUCUCAUUUGGUACCACAAGACAUGCUCCACUCUGCGUCAUGCAGUUUGAUGAUAUGAAAUUACAGAGUUCCCUUGGGCCAUCCUUUUGGCUAACUUUAGCAACGGCUUUGCUCUGUUUGAUUAUUGGAAUGACCAUUGUAGUCAUGAGCCUUUUCGCUCCGACCAGGAUGAGCAAGGUCUUCUUGUUGAAUGCCAGCAAUAAUGAAGAGGACAUGUACGAGACUAGCUUUUAUAACCAGACUUACUGUGAUGAUGAUAAGAUGAAUCAGAGCUUGCCAUUGGAAAACAUAGAAAAAGCUGUAUAAUCGAGGGAGAAAAUCUGCCAUGAACUAUCAUCCCCCCGUGAUCAACUUCUUCUGCCCAGUAAACACAAGACUUGUUUGCUUUUUCAGGACGUAGGAGUUUUAACCAUGUUCGUGCAUCUAGUCCCUUUCAAAUUCUAACACUAGAGAUCACCACCUAAUAGAGAAUCACAACUAUUUUUUUUAGUUCUGUCCUUGUAAUUGUUUUCAUACAAAAAAAAAGAUGUGACCACAGCAGCACUCGACAGGUGACUGGUCUGCUCAGGAGAAAUCGAGUGCACAGCUGCUGAAAGCUAACUUCAAGAAUGUGGACACUAUCUGACUCAUUUUACAUCAGGCCAUGCAGAGUUAAUAGUUGAAUAUGCUCAAGACAGAGGUUGAUAGAUUUCCAGAUGCGAACGUUAUCAAAGGGUGUGAAAACAGUGCUGGAAAAUCUCAUCCAAAUGGAAAUCAGCCAUGAUUUAAUGGAAUGGUGUGGAACAGGAUCAAGGGGUUUCAUGGCCUCUACCUGCUUCAAUUUCCUAUGCUUGCUUGAGGAUUAAAUCAAAUACAGUUGCAUGUGGUUGUGAAUAAAAUGUCCAUUCAUUUAAGCAAAUGGCUAAAUUUUGAAGCGAAAUGAUAAUGGGUGAGCAUCCCAAAUCAUUGGGAUCCGGCAUUUGUUCUGCAGGCCAGAGCUGUGAUACAGUAGUGUGUUGCUCAGUGUUUAUACUGUAUGCUGAAAUUAAGGCUGAGUUGAAUUAUACCAGUCUCUCUACCUGAUUAACCCAUUUUGUAAAUGCACAGGUAGAAAGCAUAGAAAGAAGUUUCCACUCCACUGAUCAAAUCCAAAGUCUAAAAUCCUUUCCAGGGUGUGAGUCCGCCAUCUAACUUGGGAUAUUAGAAGUCAGGAAUGGAUUCAUUCAGAGAAACACUUUAGGGUCCUGCAGUUAUCAGAGUUCAUAGUCCUUGAGGAAGGAGGGAGAGAUUAGGGCUAAAACAUUUGUAAUUUGUUUCAGCUUGAUAAUAUAUUUUCUCUACAAACCAUACAUCCAGUGACUUUGAAACUGAAAUGCUCAUUGUUGCAAAUUUUGGUUUGGAUACAUGUAACAUCACAUUUAAUAAAUGCAUGAUCCAUAUGAAGGAAGAUGGGUGGAAGGGAGACAGAGUUCAUAAAGGUAUAUUUGUAGAAAUGCAACAAUGCCUUUGAAUCCAACAUCAUUCACCACUUUCCCCUGACAGUUAACCAAGCCUCACACAAGCCUGCAAUGCAGACAUAAUCUCAUUAUUUCAUCUCUCCUAAAGCAGCUUCUGUUUCUUCUGUGUAAUGUCUGUGUUUUACUCUGAUUCAUGCUUUCUGGGAACUGUGGUUUGAAAUUCCAAAGUUUGGCUCUCAUGUGUUGAGUCUCCUAAAUCCCUUCUCCCAAACUCUUCUUCAUUGGGAAGCAGGAAAAGGCACAGGAUUGAGAGGGGAGGAAGAGGAGGGAGAUGGGGGAGGGACUGGAGAACAUCUUGUUUUGCAACUUCAUUCUGAUCCACUCUAAUGAGCAAGUAUUUCCAGCUUUUUCUCUUUGUAUGAAUGGACCUUUGCUGAGGCCUUAUAACAGAAUGGAAAACACUGACCGACCCUUGGGUUACUCCUCCUAAUCUUGUUGAUCUCGACUUGGGUAAUGAAUCUCCUGUUGUCGUUCAUGCACAGCUUUAGACAAACUGUAGUUGCUGCUUUUCAUUCCACCCAUGAGUGUUGAGCCAUUGGUGAACGUACGCGUCCCAACCUCCUCUUGUCACCUUUCUCCCAGUUGCCUUGAUGCUUGGCUGCUCCACUGUGAGGAAACAUAAACAAGGGGACUUGGACUCUGUCAAAGAUUGCUUGAGAAGAGCUGGCAUCGCCUCUUUCACCAGGACUUAGACCCAAUUUGCUGCAUUUUUUUCUUCACCAGCAUUCUCAAUCCUAACACCUUCUUCCUGUAAAUUGGUGAAAUGGUCUAUCUUGCUGGAAAACAAUCAUGUGUAAGUGACUAAGCGGCGCUCAAAACUGGGUGGCAUUCAACUCCUUCUUGUUCUGCAGGAAUUUGACAAUUACUCAAAUGGAGAAGACGUUUGACAGAUAGAGAAACAGGACACAUUCACUGUAUUGUCAGAUCUGGUACUUUGAUUUGUUUGAAAAGAAGUCAGUUUACUUAAAGCUUGUGCAAUAGAUGAGUAAUAUUUUAAAUAUUUGCAACAUGAAGGAAAUAUUUAACAAUAAUUUUCUUAGUGGGAAGACGAAUAUGAAUAUUGCUCUUUCAGUAUAAGGUAUAUGUACAUAAAGAAUGUUUACUUUUUAAAAUUUUUCUUUGGUUCACAAGUGUCAAUAUAAAUAAAGGUCGAAUUCAUUUGCAAUGAAUAGCGAAAUGUCUGAACA